Molecule: messenger RNA, 1807 nt
Organism: Rosa chinensis
Lineage: Eukaryota; Viridiplantae; Streptophyta; Magnoliopsida; Rosales; Rosaceae
Product: DEAD-box ATP-dependent RNA helicase 15
Exons: 12
Coding region: 237-1517 (426 amino acids)
Molecular function (GO): RNA binding; ATP binding; RNA helicase activity
Source: RefSeq, a predicted model, not a curated record
UCUCUCUCUCUCUCUCUCUCUCUCUCUCUCAGUUUGCUCCCUUCUGUCGAGGUCUAAAUCCCGACCCUCUCAUUCUCUCUCUUCUCUCUCUCUCUCUCUCGAAAAAAAAGAAAAGUUUUCAAAUUCGGUUUUUUCAGCUAACGUUUUCCUUUGCAGACUCUCUGUAUCUCUCUCUCCCAAAACCCCCAAAACCCUAACCCUAAUUCAACCUAUUCACACUUACGCACAGCAGAAAGAUGGGCGAAACAAGGGAAGAUGUCUACGACGAAGAGCUCGUCGAUUACGAAGAGGAUGACGAGAAGGCCCCUGACUCCGCAGCUAAAGUCAAUGGCGAAUCCGCCAAGAAGGGAUAUGUUGGAAUUCACAGCUCAGGAUUCAGAGAUUUCCUCUUGAAGCCGGAGCUUCUACGUGCUAUUGUGGACUCGGGAUUUGAGCAUCCCUCUGAAGUACAACAUGAAUGCAUCCCACAAGCUAUUCUGGGAAUGGAUGUUAUCUGCCAAGCUAAAUCUGGGAUGGGGAAAACGGCUGUAUUUGUCCUAUCUACUUUGCAGCAGAUUGACCCUGUCGCGGGCCAAGUUUCUGCACUUAUUCUUUGCCAUACUCGAGAAUUAGCUUACCAGAUUUGCCAUGAGUUUGAGAGAUUCAGUACCUACUUGCCAGAUCUUAAGGUUGCUGUCUUCUAUGGUGGUGUCACUAUCAAAAAUCACAAAGAUUUACUUAAAAAUGAAUGCCCCCACAUUGUUGUUGGAACUCCUGGAAGAAUACUAGCACUUGCAAGAGAUAAAGACCUCUCUUUGAAGAAUGUGAGGCAUUUUAUCCUCGAUGAAUGUGACAAGAUGCUUGAGUCACUUGACAUGAGGAGAGAUGUGCAAGAGAUUUUCAAGAUGACGCCCCAUGAUAAGCAAGUAAUGAUGUUCUCUGCAACACUCAGCAAAGAUAUCCGACCGGUUUGCAAGAAAUUUAUGCAAGAUCCUAUGGAAAUAUAUGUUGAUGACGAAGCCAAGUUGACUCUUCAUGGUCUAGUACAGCACUACAUCAAGCUAACCGAGGCAGAGAAAAAUCGCAAGCUGAAUGAUCUCCUUGAUGCACUGGACUUCAACCAGGUUGUCAUCUUCGUCAAAAGUGUGAGCAGAGCUGCAGAGUUGAACAAGUUACUCUCAGAGUGUAAUUUUCCCUCUAUAUGCAUCCAUUCUGGAAUGAACCAAGAAGAAAGGUUGAAGCGCUACAAAGGAUUCAAGGAGGGUCAGAACAGGAUUCUCGUGGCCACCGAUUUGGUUGGUAGAGGAAUUGAUAUUGAACGUGUCAAUAUUGUUAUCAAUUAUGACAUGCCAGACUCUGCGGACACCUACUUGCACAGGGUUGGCAGAGCUGGUAGGUUUGGCACCAAAGGGCUGGCAAUUACAUUUGUAUCAUCUGCUUCGGACUCUCAAGUCCUUAAUGAUGUUCAGGAGAGGUUUGAGGUUGACAUAAAGGAGCUUCCUGAACAGAUUGAUACUGCCACAUACAUGCCAUCUUGAAUGAAGUUUCUGUCUCAGCAAAAUUGCUUCAUGUGUUUAAAAUGUGGAGGCAGCUGCAGCAAAUUAUGUUUACCUGAGACGAGUUUAAACUAUUUGAUUUAAGAUGUUGAAUGCCCUCCACAGAAGUAGGCAGACAUUACCAUAUUGUGGCUCCUACCUUAUUAUGGCUUUUGAGAUGUAGCUGUGUUCAAAUUUUUUAGAAUUCAUUUUCUGUGUUAUGUAACAUUAACUAGUUGUGCUUUUGCACGGUUGUGAUAAAACAAAAUGGAUUUUCCUUGUUUGAUAUGCUU